AUGGCGUCAGCAAGUGGAUACAACUGUCGAUUUCCGGGGUGCACUGCAAAAUACCAGCGGAAGGAGCACCUCAGCCGCCACGAGGCGCAACAUACGCGACGUCGGGUCGUACAAUGUCCAACGUGUGCUCGAGAAUUCGGUCGAAGCGAUACGCUGCGACGACAUAUCCAGACCGUGCAUGGCAUAGCGGACCCCGGCCCCCAUAUCAAACACGCAUGUACGCACUGUCGGAACCAGAAGAUUCGGUGCGAGGGAGGCCCACCGUGUUCCAAUUGCCAGCGGCGCGGAAUCGAGUGUUCGCUUAGUCGUACGCUCCAGGAGGAACGAGCAGUCCGGCCGGGUAUGGGUCUCAGUACAGCGACAGACACACAGCCCACAGUGUCACGCUCGACUCCUCCGCAACCCAGAUUACGCCGCAUGGAGAUCGAAGAUCGCUUUGUGAGCAGGUACUUUGAGCUGUUUCACCCGUACUGGCCGUUUAUCCAUCGGGCGUCAUUCAUCGAGUACGAGACGCCGUUGCUCGUUCAGUCAAUGGUUGUCAUUGCGUUGUGGAUGGGUGGGGAGGAGGAGGAGCGAUCAAAAGCAAUUAAUCUACAUCGAGUCCUGGACACGGCUCUGCGGCAGCAAACGGACCAAUGGGACGGUUCCGAAGCAGAAGACGCGACCCCUUCAUGCAAAUGGCCGAUACCAACAUACCAAGCGAUCCUGCUCCAUAUUAUAUCCGUAGGGAUGAUGAGAGGGGGCGGGAUACUCCCGCCAGACCUCAAACCCUCUCUCGCUCCUGCCGAUGCCGACCUCCUCCAACGACUCGUCACAAGUUGCAAAAAGCUGGGAAUGUUCUAUUAUCCGAAUAUCCUUGCGCGCUUCAACAAGAACGAACCGCCUACGUAUGUUUGGGUUAGUACCGAAGAGAUUAAGCGGUUCAACCUGGCUCUGUAUAAAGUGUGCAUGGCGUUCAGUGGAUCGAGCAGCGAGGGUAUAGACAGCCUCAUCGAUGCGGGUAGAGGGGACACAUCACGCUGGGGCUUCUCAGCACGGGACUUGCAGUUUCCGUUGCCGGGGAAUCUGCAAUUGUGGAACGCUCUCAGUGCAGAGGAAUGUUUCGCUGCAGAUUUAGAAGACGUGUAUCGGCACAAUCUCGACGAUACGUUGGAACAAGAAUGGAUCUCGACGUCCGCGGAGAUUUUGGAGAGAGUUGGGACGUGA
Messenger RNA from Aspergillus calidoustus, 1206 nucleotides. NCBI's taxonomy places the organism in Eukaryota, Fungi, Ascomycota, Eurotiomycetes, Eurotiales, Aspergillaceae. The record is from the annotation of a GenBank genome assembly.